This is a messenger RNA of Lytechinus pictus (painted urchin), 2745 nucleotides long. RefSeq names its product coiled-coil domain-containing protein 28B-like. The transcript has 7 exons. NCBI's taxonomy places the organism in Eukaryota, Metazoa, Echinodermata, Echinoidea, Temnopleuroida, Toxopneustidae. The record is from RefSeq and is a predicted model, not a curated record. The coding region runs from base 147 to 887 and encodes 246 amino acids.
AAACAAACAUCUAACGUUACCGGGCUUGCUGUGUGGAGCUGGAAUUCGUAAGACGAAAUUGAAUUCAAAGCUGUUCGCCAUUACCAAGAGAACUAAAAUUCAGGUCAUCGGUCAAUGAGAUAUUAGAAAACAACUCCAAAUAUAAUAUGGCAUCAGCGAGAAUCGGUCAAAUGCAUGGGAGCCCCAAGACGCUGCAUCAGACGAGUUCAGAGGUCACCAAGAUUCACAGACCUGCUUCAUUAGUGGCACCACACAUGGUGCCAUCGUCGCUGACCUCUCAACCAGGGGUCAAGUCCAGACACACGCGUGGACAUAGCCUUGGUCAAAUCUCUUCACCUGUAGGAUAUCCUCCCGGGAUGGGGAGGGAUUUCCGAGGAGCUGGAAGCCACAGCGGAGUUGCCUGGAUGGGACCUCAGUAUGCCCGCAGUAGCCACAGCCUCGUACACCAGCCCUCUAAACAUAGCAAACAGCCCGCAGGUAGUGCCCCGAACAGGACAGCUAAAAACAAAACACAGGAGAAGUCUAAGCAUAAGACCGUUGUUGAUGGUGCCAUGGAAGCUGGGUGCAAGGAGCAUAGUUUCAUCACCAAUGCGUCGGAUAUAAGACAGAUGCAGAAUGGUCUUCUGAACCUCCUGGAGGAAUUCAACUCUGGCAAGCUACAGGCCUUUGAUGAGAGCUGUUCAUAUGAGAAGAUGAGCAACGUGAGAGACCUACAGGAAAAGCUGGCAAGACUCCAUUUUGAGAUGGACGAUCAGUUACAAGCUCAAGGAGUUGGAAGCAAAGAAGCCAUCACAUUGGCCAAUCAGAAUAUGGAUCACUUAUUAUCAAAUAGGAUACAGAGUGCAACAGGCUUAAGCUCGAGCUGCCCCUUCAUCAAUAGCAAUUAGCAUAUUCAAGGAUCAAAUGAAUUUUUCCUUGACUAGAUUUUUAUUCCAAUCAGACGUAGCUUACAUCCUGCAGGUGAAAACAGCGUGUUUCCACCGGAACCGCGUAUGUGAAGAAAAAUCAUCGCCAAUCCUUGUUCAUUUCCUUCUCUGAACCAUUAUCGUCCAUCCCAUCUAAGACUUCUGAAUCCAUCGCGAGAGAGGUUGAAUGGUGUUCAUGUUCUCGUGUUCAAGGUUUUAUCAUUUUUAAUAUUCUUUAUGCUGUCAUAUUUAUAGAACCAUGUUACUUUAUAUGUAAUAUCCAUUAUUUGAAAAAAAUAUUUUAAAAACAAUUUUUAAAGCUUGCACAACCGAUUAAGGGCAGGUCACGAGUGUGGCAUGCAUCUUUUACUCUGAAAAAUUGUACACAAGUCUGAAAAGUAAGACUAUCAUUUGAGGGGUGUAGAGGAGCUUUGAGUGAUGCCUAUAUUAUAUUUGUCUGGGCAUAUUGAAUAGGGUAAACCUUUAACAAACCUGUUUUGGGAGUCUAUUUUCCAUAGAAUUGGUUAACAAUGAUAUUAUUAUUCAAGUCAAUCACCAAUUUUUAUAAAGUCAUAUUUGAAGAUGCAUGCCACAUCAGGUUCUCGAUGUAUCCCUUUACUGAACCACGUUUAGUUGUUAGCCUUACAGAACAUCUCUGGAUCUCCAGAAUCGUGUAUUAGUCCAUCGGUUUUAGACAUAUUGUAGCCUUUAAAUAGCAAAUGACAAUUAAGGACAAAUGUGCAUUUUAUUGAUAUUCUGAACUGCACUGUAAUGCAUAUUGCUACAUGCACAUGAUUUCAUUCAUAUAACUGAUUGUUUUGACCAAUGGCAUUUCCAGGGUGUGCAAAUAACAGUUUUAAAUCUGCACAGAACUUAUUACUUUUGGUAUCAUUGACGCAGGCUUUGAUCAUGAUUUGCAUAUUCAGUAAAGCCUGUUUCUGAAAGAGUUUCUAUUAAAUGCAACUUCAAUCAGUCAGAAGCGUCAAUUCGGGACUUGCGUUUAAUUUUCUAAGUUGCGUUUAAAUGGAACUCUUUCUUCAACCUACUCUUGAACCCUGAAGCUCAAAAAUAAAAGAUCAUUUGCUAAUUGGUAUUAAAGAACAAUUCUGAUUUGUCACUGAUCAGGCUUAUCAACAAACUAUGUAUGUAACAAUGAUCAUGAUUGGCCAGCUUGGGAUUGAUUUUAACUGUUGUAAUAGUUACUGGGCCCAGAUUUAAAAUACAAACAUUAAAAUUAAUGGCCUGCCAUAGUUUAGUGCAUUUUUAGUUGGCCUUGGCCUAUGUGGAAACCACCCCCAUGUUUAUCAGGUAGCUCACAUGUAUACCACCUGUAUCCUUUCCUUGCCCUUGUGUAGAAUAGUUUGGUUGGUUUACACAAUAGAAUAUGAAUUGAGCAAUACAUAUUUAAAAAAAAAGAAACAUUCAACUAUUAAUUAUAAGAUUAUUAUACGGAAAUGAAGGUUAAAUUGAAGGGAUAGCCUGCUUGCUUGAGAUUAACCAUGAAUUGUCCCAACUGUUUUUUUUUCUCUGGGUUAGCUCAUGUAGCAUUGUGGAAUGACUUCGACCUCCAAUGAUAGCCUUGGUUUAGUUGACUAUGACAUUAAUUAUGAAGUUUUUUUUUGGGGGGGAAGCAUCCUACUCUGCCUUCUUAACACUUCUCAUAGAUCUGCUGCGUUCUGAUCUGAAUGCUCUGUAGGUUAAUAGCGGGUCUGAUUUUUUUUUUUAGUAUUGCUCUUGCGGCAUCUUGCAUAUUUGGUUAUCUGACUGCUUGUGUUACUGUAUUGUUCCAUAGCUUCUGCAAAUUUGAAAAAAAAUAGAAUAUGACACUAAUGAAAGAUAA